AUGCCACAGCAAUGUCGUGACUCAACGGAUUGUCAUGAAAAUGGCCAUUGUGUGGUAGUCGACGAUAACGGCUACGUUUGCGAGUGUUUGCCUGGAUACCGCGGUGAUGGAAUUCGACAGUGUGUCAUCAAUGUAACCCAACGGAUCCGGCAGGGUGCCAUCAAAACGCCGAAUGUGUCUACGGAGAAACUGAGCGUGCAUACGUCUGCAAGUGCGUGCGAGGGUUCACUGGAGACGGAGUUCGAUGCGUUCCUCACGCUCAACCUCAGACUUGCCGUGAGGAGCCACGCCUCUGUCACGCCAAUGCUCAAUGUGUCUUCAAUCACGAGGCGAACACGUUCGCAUGCGUGUGCAAACCAGGAUCUGUUGGCGACGGAACCCAUCGAUGUGAUCCUCAGGAGACUCCACGCUGUACCGGCUGCUCCAUCCAUGCUCACUGCAGUCAGUCCCACACCAACGGUGGAUGGCAAUGCAAAUGCAAUGCUGGGUAUCAAGGAAAUGGACACAUAUGCACAUCAUGUCUUGACGACCGUUCGCUUCUGUGAUCCACAUUCGGAAUGUGUUCCAACGAGAAGGAGGACUCUACCUGAUUCCGACUCGCGUGAUGACGUUUUGCUUGUGUCUCGAGGUAUGGCGAUAUUCCAUCGAGGUAUCAAUCCGGAAGUGCCAGGAAAACAACUGGUCGUUAUCCCUCAUCAUAUCGCUGUCGGGUUGGACUAUGAUUGUCAAGACGCUCGAUUCGUUUGGAGUGACAUUUCCGGUCACUCAAUCAAGUCUGCCUCGCUAAAUGGUACCGAUAUGAAGUCCUACUACAAAAAGGAUCUCAACAGUCCGGAAGGUAUUGCUGUCGACUGGUCAUCAAGGUAUAGUAGGCAUUUCAUUCCACCAUGCCCAGGUCUCCUGAGCUGUUUCCCAAGAAGUUUCCUUAUUUCCAGAAAUGUCUACUAUGCCGAUUCGCUGAACGAUGAGAUUGGAGUGGCGUCACUUGAUGGCAAAUACCAAAAAGCGCUCAUCACAGAAGGCCUUGUGAACCCAAGAGCACUGGCUCUCGAUCUCAACAACAAGCAUUUAUACUACACUGAUUGGCAUCGUGAAAACCCCUUAAUUGGACGAGUUGAUAUGGAUGGAAGGAACAAUCGAGUAUUUCUCAAUGACGAUAUUCAUUUACCAAAUGGUAUUACCAUUCUCCCGAACCGACGUGAACUCUGUUGGGUGGAUGCUGGAAACCACAGAUUGUCUUGUAUUGGCCUCGAUGGUAAUAAUCGACGAGUUGUCUAUGCACCACUACAGUAUCCAUUUGGAUUGACGCACAACAAUGAACAAAAGUUCUACUGGACUGACUGGAAAGAGUAA
Cooperia oncophora is the source of this 1353-nucleotide messenger RNA. Lineage: Eukaryota; Metazoa; Nematoda; Chromadorea; Rhabditida; Trichostrongylidae. The record is from the annotation of a GenBank genome assembly.